Molecule: messenger RNA, 5063 nt
Organism: Chlorocebus sabaeus (green monkey)
Lineage: Eukaryota; Metazoa; Chordata; Mammalia; Primates; Cercopithecidae
Source: RefSeq, a predicted model, not a curated record
UAAGCAACAAGAGAAAAAUAGAUAAAUUUGGUUACAUCAAAAUGAAAAACAUUUGUGCCUUAAAGGACACUAUCAUUAAACUGAUAAGACAACUCACAGAAUGGGAGCAAUGAUUUGCAUAUCGCAUAUCUAAUGAAGGCCCUGUCUCUAGACUAUAUAAAGAACUCUUACAACUCAGCAAUAAAAAGACAAUUAACUCGUUUUUAAAAUGAGCAAAAAUCUGAAUUGCUAUUUCUCCUAAAAAGAUAUAAAAAUAUAUGCUUAUUAGUAUAUGAAAAGAUGUAAGAACCAGCGGGUAGGGCCAGGCAUUGGGAGAGCUCCCCACGCAGGACAAGAUGGCAUCUUCUGCACAGCUGGACUUCAACCUGAAGGCUCUUCUGGAGCAACUCAGCCAGGAUGAGUUGAGCAAGUUCAAGUCUCUGAUCAGAACAAUCUCCCUGGGAAAGGAGCUACAGACAGUCCCCCAGAUGGAGGUAGACAAGGCUAAUGGGAAGCAACUGGUAGAAGUCUUCACCAGCCACUCCUACAGCUACUGGGCAGGGAUGGCAGCCAUCCAGGGCUUAGAAAAGAUGAACGAAACCCGUCUGUCUGAGAGAGCUGAUGAACGUCGUGUGAUGCCCCUACUUUCACCCCUCCGGGAUAGUGAGCUGAUGGCUGAGCUAGAUGUUGCUUUAGCCUUGGUUCUGUCUCCGUUUUACAUGCACAUGUCACUUAACCUUGUUAUAUAUGAAAUAUCUAUAUCACCAGUAUAUUGAGAGAAAUAAAGGUGAAAUAAUUCACAUCCCCCCACUCAAAGGACUUUGAUCCAAAAGGGCAGAGAAGAGUGGUAGAUAAACAAUAAGAGCACAUGUGAUAAGUGUCUUGAAUGAGAUAUGGAAAUAAGGCUAGGGGAUUUCAGGGGAUGGAAACAUUCAAGCCUUCAAGAACGUCAAGCAACUCUGUAUCAGUAGUUGGCAUUUCAAUAGACUUUGAAGGAUGGAGAAUUUGCCACUCUCGACUAGGGGAAAGGAUGCCCAAGUGGAGGAACAGCAUGAGCAGAAGUAGGAAAGUAAAGGGCAAGACAGUGAAUAGUGAUAAAUUCAGUUUGAUAAGGGUAGCAGUAGAGACUGUAGGGAAGGAUUUUGUGCAGCUAAAGGAAUGACAGGGGAGAUAUCUUCACAAAGAAUAGUCAGUCUAGAAGUCCUUUUAGGUAGUCCCAAAUUUAUAACCAUAAACAAUGGAAGAAGGACAGUACAAAGAAGAGCUCUACAUAAGAAAGCAUGAAACUGCUUCAGAAUUGCUGUGAGGCUUCUUUCCUCUGGAGGUGAAAUGUCACCGCAUUUCUCAGAUGACAAUAGUAUGAUACUGCUCCAAAGGAAAAAGAAAAAGUACUGACUCUGACGACCAUAAUUGUAUCUGGCCAUUUUCCCUUUAUAUCAUUGGCUGUACUGCAGGCUUUCAAUAUAGACUUAGAGGAUGACUGGUCCAAAGACUCACCUAUUCAUGCUCUUGUCCAGAAAAAAAAAGAUAAGAUGUCCAUAGAGUGAAUAAAUAAGAAAUAGCCCAACCAAUUCAAACAUAUUAGGGUAUAGCCAUAUUUCUUAAUUUAUUACUUGGUUAGCAUAAAAUGAUAAAUAUUUCAGAAAAAUAGAGGCAAUAAUCUUUCCCAAUAUAUUAUUGUUUUGAAAUAUAUGAAUAAAUAAAACUAACAUCUUAAAGUUGGUAGCUUUUUAUUUUCAAAGUGGGUUCACAUCUAUAUUCUCACAGCUUAAGAGAUUAUCAGAGCAUGAAAUUUUUGCCCUAUUUUACAAAUGGGGAGACUGAGAAUAAGGUAUUCAUGACUUUCUGAGAAAUAAAAGGCUUUUGAAGUGACCAAAGAGCUAGUGUUAACUUUCCUUUUACAGAUGUGGGAACAGAGGCCUGUGGGAGUAGUUGACUUGUCCAAAGACUCAGAACUAGUGACUGAUGAAGUUGAGACUCAAAUCCUACAUUCUACCUCUUAAACCAGGAAACUUCCCUCUACACCCCACUGUUUCUGAAGAGAUUCCUAAAGGAGGAGGAUCAAAUUGAUAGCAGUGGGUCCCUCCUUCUUUCCUCACAGACAUGCACAUUAUCUACAGACAGAAAAGGAACCCUUUCUCAAAAAUGUUGGACUUCUUGAUUUAAAGAAUUGAAAAAAAAAUACACAGGACCUCCCAUGUUGAACACAUUAUUCAGUAGGUUUUAGAAACAUGUGCUGAUGGAACAGGUGCUAUAGACUGACUGUUUGUCCCCAUAAAAUUCCUAUGUUGAAACCUAACCCCCAGUGUGGUGGAAUUUGGAGGUGGGCUCUUUGGGAGGUGAUUAGGUCGUAAGGGCGGCACCCUCAAGGAUGGAAUCAAUGCCCUUACGAAAGAGGCCUCAGAGAGUUCUCUGCAUUUCCCCACGUAAGAACAUACAGAGAAGAUGGGCAUGCAUGAAGCAGAGAAUGAUUGGCCCUCACCAGAUGCUGAAUCUGCCAGUGCCCUGACCUGGGACUUUCCAGUUUCCAGAACUGUGAGUAAUUAAUUUCUAUUGUUGAUAAGCACCGAACUUAUGGUACUUAGUUAUUGCAGCCUGAAUGAACUAAGAAAACAGUUGACAACAGCAUAAUUUUUACAUUGAGGGAAUAUGGUUUUAUUUUGCGUCGUUACAAUAUUGAGAAUAUUAUAGUCAUGCAUAGGCUACAGAGUCAUCAGGAGGUAAUCGAAUCUCAGGGAUUAAAGAUAGAUGUCCCAAUCUAUUUUCCUUAGCAUAUAAAUAUUACAAGCAUUCUGCAUUUUAGAUCAACUAGAAUUGUCAGGUGAUAAUGACCCCACUAGUGUUUCAAUGAUUAAAUGACAUGCCCUUGGUCUAUGGCAUGAAAGGAUUGUUCCACAUUUAUUUUCUAAAUUAAAGUUAAUACCUGAAUAUCAAAAGAAUAACCAAACAAGGAAACAGGAAAGAAUAGUAAUGUAACUCAGAAACAGGACUUAUCUUCUGGAGGUGCAGUCAUGUUUUUAUAAUUUUAUUUUUCUAUAGAUAGAAUUGCUGUGGAUGUUGGUAUUAACUUUUUGAAUAAUUGAAGAGGUAAUAGAUAAAAAAUCGCUGUAUUCUGCAACAUUAAAAUGAUAUUUUCCUCCACUUUUUUCUUAUCUAGCUAUUCCACUUUAGAAGUUAUUUGAAAGUACAGAGGAAGAUGAACCAACAUUAGUAAGUGACCACAAUGAAGGUUAAGAUAGGCAACUUGAAAAGAGAGUGUUUUGUCAGUAAGUUAGGAAUUUGAUUUUAUCUAAGGUAGAACAUUUUUACAAGAGGAAAGACAGAAAAGAUUAUCUUUUAGCAUCAACCUCUCUAACAGUAAGAAUGAGGAAAUACAGAACAAAACCAGUCACAUGGAUAAUACAAGAACCAUCUCCAAAACUCCUAUGUAGAAAUCCAAACAUCUGAGUUUUUGUUCCAAGUCCGUUCAAGUUGAGUUGUGUGACCUUGGAUAAAUCCUCUUCUGUUGUGAUUCUUGGGGUCCAUAUGUGUCAAAUAACUUGUUUGGAAAUAAGGAACUUAAAUUCCUUGAAUCUCUGGCAUUCGAUAGCCUGGCUUUUCAGUCUGGAAACACAAGUGAUGAUGCAGUUUUUGAUAUGUUUUUGUUUUCUUUCCUUUCGUUUUGUGAGAAUUCAUUAUUUCACUGUAGAGCCUUUGAGAAGCACUAUUUUAGGAGAUGGUACCAAUGGACGAAAGUCAUUUUGAGUUUAUGUAAAUUGAAGCAGAAGUCAUUUCUUCUUAUUAAAGUCAUUUAGGGUUUCUAGAGUCUUGAAGGUUAUAUGGGAUUUGCAAUGUUCAACUUUUGUAAUUUGGUCUUUGAUGUACCCAUUAACCUCUCUUACUGGAUUUAAGGGUAAGAUAAUCUUUGAACGCCCCCACCGCCUUUUAUCAAUGUGUAUUUCAUCGUCAAAGAUAACAAACUUGGUACAAUUAUCUUUUGUGAUGGAUUAUUAGACACUCCCCUUACCUAGAAAAGGGGAGAAAUGAUGGAGUAGAAAUAUGUCGUGCUAGACUAUUAGGCAAAGACGAUGAGUCUUCUAAAUUCCCUUGUGGAGAGAGAGCAACACACUUUCAUAUCCACUUAACAGAUGCUCAAUUGCUCUCCUUUGCACUCUGAUUUUGAUGAGAGCUGUAUAACAUCUCAAUUUAGACUUCCAAUGCGUCAGUUAUUUAACUUUCAAGGUAGAGGUAUGAUGCCCAUCACAGAUGUGUUUUGAGGAUCAUAUUUUGCAUGAAGAUACUAUUUUUAAUAUUUUACUGCUUAUUGUUUACUCAGCAGGUCGGCACUUUUCUCUCCAUCUUUCUGAUAAGAGGAGAAGAGAUAAAUAAGAGGGAACGGAAAGGGACAAUAGUGCAGAUGAAGGGUGAGAAGGCUCAGAGAAAGCAACUAAUGUGCCUGAAGUCACACACAGUUAGUGAAAGGACUGACACUGAGGAUGAGGUGCCCUCAUCCCAGUUGCUGCCCUGUUAACCUUUGGGUAGCUCAAAUCAGUUUGAAGCCUCUACUUGGAAUCCUGCGUCUAGUACUCACAUUGUUCCUUCCUUAGAAAUAUGUAGAUCGACAUUGACAAUUGAAAAAAUAAUUUCAUCUAUUAGCAAAAUUGGAGAGGUUUGUUUUGAUCCAGGGUCUGAGGUGCACCAUAGAGCUGACAUUACUGCCACACGCUGUAAACAAACAGCAUUGUUAUUGAAAAUGUGCUUUAAAAAUAAUUAUUUGCAUUUAUAAAGUGCUCACUUUAUGCCAGCAUUAUUUUAAUUGCUUUACUUAUCUUAACUUAUUGAAUCCUCAUAUCAACCUUGUGUAAGGUAGUUACUCUUAUUGUCAUCAUCUCUGCUUUGUGAAUGAAAAACCUGCUGCCCACUGAGGAUAAAUCACUUGCCUAAGGUCACACGGCUAGUAAGUGCUUACACAGAAAAAUUAGAACUAGGUGGUCUGGCUCUGCUGUCUGCACUCCUCCCCACUACAUGCUAUAGUCCAUCAAAAUAAUAAUUGUCUCAUCUCUUUUUUUGUUCUAGAGAACUUUAAAAUACAAAAAAAAAAAAAA